AUGGCUGUCAAACAGAAAGUGUUGCUCCUCGGAGCUACUGGCGAGACUGGCACUUCCAUACUGAAGGGUCUACAGGAAUCUGGUAACUUCGAUAUUGAAGUCUUGGUGCGACCAGCUUCUGUGAAUAAACCAUCUGUUCAAAGGAUUCAAGAGCAAGGCAUCAAGAUCUGGUCCAUAGAUCUCAACGAAUCGAGCGAUCUCAUAUCUGCAUUUUCUGGUGUUGAUGUUCUUAUCAGCGCUAUUGGACCCCAGGACGUAAUGCAGCAAAAAAAGCUACUUGAAGCUGCAAAGUUAGCCGGUAUCAAGCGAGUAGUUCCAUGCGCUUUCAUUACGGUCGCACCCCCACACGGCGCUAUGUUGCUUCGUGACGAGAAAGAAGAAGUUUACAACGACAUCAAACUCCUUGGUAUUCCUUAUACCAUAAUAGAUGUCGGUUAUUGGUAUCAAAUCUCAUUUCCCAUCGUUCCCUCCGGCAGAGUGGAUUAUGCAUCGGCGUUCCCAAACAAUACUAUCCAUGGUGACGGCACAGUCCCCAAUAUCCUUACCGACCUACGUGAUAUCGGCCGGUUUGUCGCGUGCAUAAUAUGCGAUGAUCGAACUUUGAACAAAUAUGUCUACACGUAUGGGGACGUUCUGAGCGAGAACGAAAUUUAUCGUAUUGCCGAAGACCUCUCGGGCGAGAAAAUCGAAUCGACUCCGAUGUCAAUCGAGCAAAUCAAAGACGGCGCUGUACAGGCCCAGGCUGCUUUCUCCCAGGAUCCUCAGGAUCCGAUGAAGCGUAUGUUCCUUUACCUUGCCCAAUAUCGCUUUAGUAAAUAUGUACGCAAGGACAACGAGCCUGCUUACGCAGACUAUCUGGGCUAUCUCAAUGCCAGGAGCCUUUAUCCUGAGUUCACACCCACGUCUUUCCGAGAAUUCUUUGCAGAGGCACUCGCGGGAAAGGUGAGCAAGGUACUGGCAUAUCGCACCAAUGUGAACUCUCGAGGUGAAUUGCCCGCCCUACGCAUCAGCGAUCAAUUCGUCCUGACUGAGAUCACCGCCAUCUGCGAAUACUUCGACGAGGUAGCGAAAGGCGGCAAGUCCCUUUUUGGUGAGACUGCCUUGGAGCGAGCCGAGACUCGUAUGUGGCUUCGAAGGAUGGAUAUGGAGAUCGCCCAGCAAGUGAUUGAUUGGUUCCGCAACGAUCCUGGCACCAUCGACUUCUACAAGGGAAAUCGUAUCCCGGUUCCUGAGGCUCGAGUCAUUCAGAAAGUGACUAUCAAUCAAUUCUUAAACCGGCUCGACGAUGAGCUCGAGGAAAAGAGUAGCUCCAUGGGUACUUUCGCCCGGGCGAUUGAACGUGGUGGCCUACUGGAAGAGAAUGGAAGAGCGAGAAAAGAGCAAAGCGGCCUUGUCAAAUUUCCCUACGGGAUUGCUAUCAACUUGAAGUGA
Molecule: messenger RNA, 1431 nt
Organism: Penicillium expansum
Lineage: Eukaryota; Fungi; Ascomycota; Eurotiomycetes; Eurotiales; Aspergillaceae
Product: Glutathione S-transferase, N-terminal
Exons: 6
Coding region: 1-1431 (476 amino acids)
Molecular function (GO): oxidoreductase activity
Source: RefSeq, a predicted model, not a curated record